AUGAUCGGUCAUAAAGGCUAUAAUAGUGAAUCAACAUCCCAAGAAUGUUCACCAUAUAUCCUUCAACCAACAUGUAAUAAUGCAUCCUCAGAUGACCGCUGGCAUGGAUACUUUACAGCAACAGAAGGGCUUGUGUUUAAUCAGACAGCCAAACGAUACGGGAUGUACUUUACAAUAAAUAUUGAUGAUCCAAGAUAUGUUCGAGAUAAUGAUAAAGGGAUGUUGAUAAAAGCUUUUGAUUCGGAAUUUAAUCCCAUUACAGUUCCAUUGAGCGUUAAUGAAUCGGCGCAUAAAAUAGAUGCUUUAGCUUCUACUAAUCAGACUAUUACCGGUCAACAAUUUUAUGCUAAUUUAUUUGUUGGAACAAUGAAUUGGUUUCAAAAUGUAGAAACGGAAGGAAAGUUAGUAUCUUUUUACUAUAUGAUGCUUAUCAUAACUCAUCCAAAGAUUCCAAGUCGUAAUCUUGGAUUUGCACCGGUCCAUCCGUGGGGUCUAUGUCAAAGCUUCUUUAUGCGUCGUCGUAUAAAGCAAGAACUUCACAAAAAACAAUAUCCAAAAGCAAUUCCAUUGCUCGAACAACCACGUACAGAUGAAACUUUAACAGAGCGUAUAAAUUAUUUAGAACAAUUUUUAAAACAAUUUUUCUGCGAUGUUAGUUUUAUGGAAGAAAUAAAGGAAGAAAAUGGAUUAGAAGAUGCGGUCGAAACAGUUGGAAAAUAUGUGAAGAGAGCUGAUGACGAAUAA
This is a messenger RNA of Racocetra fulgida, 744 nucleotides long. The record is from the annotation of a GenBank genome assembly. Lineage: Eukaryota; Fungi; Glomeromycota; Glomeromycetes; Diversisporales; Gigasporaceae.